Molecule: messenger RNA, 1667 nt
Organism: Leptopilina heterotoma
Lineage: Eukaryota; Metazoa; Arthropoda; Insecta; Hymenoptera; Figitidae
Exons: 3
Coding region: 526-1293 (255 amino acids)
Source: RefSeq, a predicted model, not a curated record
UUCACGCUGUGGGCAGCUUCAUUUGUUGUUAUUAAAUUGUCAGUAUUGCAUGAAAUACCAAUUCUGUUAACAGUUUUUUGAAUUUUCGGCUCAUUAAAUUAAAUUGUCAGUAUAUAAAUAUUUUGUAAAAAAUGGCAGAAUUAUUACACGUUGGAAAAAAAAACUUUUUUACAUGCUGAUGGCUUUCUAUAUUACAAACACUCCAAUGGAAAACCCUCCGUCAAAUAUUGGAGAUGUCAGAAUACAUCCGAAUGUGACGCUCGUGCUGUAACAGUUACUAUUGGGGAAGCUGUAACGAUACGGAAAGGGUGUAAACCUGAGGAUCACACUCAUGCUCCGAAUCGCGAAAAAGUUAAUGCUUUAAAGGUUAUUGCCGAUGUCAAAAAUGAUGCCAGUGAACAUCCGGAAAUACCACCGGCUCAAAUUUUGCGUUCUUGUUUACAUGAGGUGCCUUCAGCAGUUUUGGCAGAACUGCCAGAUCGCCAAAAUAUAAGAAAAUGCAUACAGCGUGAACGGUUAAGAGACAUGCCGUCCAACCCUCAAGAUAUGGAAGAUUUGCGCGAAAUUCCGGAUAAAUAUAGAAAAACGGUUGCCGGAGACACUUUUUUACAAUAUGAUUCUUAUGAAGAUGAGGAUUACAAUUUAAGCUGUGGCCGAAAUCUAAUAUUUUGUACUCAGGAAAAUUUGAAAACUUUAGCAAAAUCUCAAAUUUGGUAUGUAGACGGUACUUUUAAAACAUCUCCGGUAAUCUUUUUUCAAUUAUUUGCCAUUAUGGGAUCAGUGAUUCAAGUAAACAAAGGUAUUCAAGAAACUGUUGCUCUUCCCUUUGUAUAUGCGCUUCUUGAAAGCAAAGAGCAGGCAGCUUACUCAAAAGUUUUCCAAGUUACGCAAGAAUUAAUUCAAAAAUUUAAUAUUCAUUUCAUUCUGCCGCAAAUUAUAAUGUCAGAUUUCGAAAUUGCCAUUGUUAAUGCUGCUGAAGACAUUUUCGGAAAAAUUGUUCGUUGUUGUUUCUUUCACUUGUGCCAAAGCAUCUUCCGAAGAGUACAGAAUGAAGGAUUACAACAAAAAUACAAUGAUGAAAAUGAUCGAAGUAUCAAGCAAGCAAUGCAGAUGAUGUGUGCUUUGGCAUUCGUUCCGCCAAAUAGAGUUCCUGAAUUCUUUGAUAAUCUCAUAGAUGAUGUCCCAGAAGAUUUUGUCCAUGUAGCUGAUUAUUUUGAGGUUACAUAUGUUCGCGGCAGAGCAGCUCGAGGGAGAAGAAAGGCAGUAAGUGUACGCAACCCUCCAAAACUUUGAAAUCAAUAUGAUGCCGUUCUGCAAAAUAUGUCACGAACGAAUAAUGCCUCAGAAGGUUGGCAUAAUCGAUUUCGAAUAGUAACAGGGCGUGAUCAUCCGAGUUUGUACGCAUUUUGUUCUGAACUGCAGAAGGAACAAGGAGACACCGACUCAAUGUUAAGACAGCUUUCGAUUGGACAAAAAAUUAAAAAAUCCCGGGAUAAAAAAAGACAGAUGAUGGAAGACCGAAUUUUCAAUAUUGUCAACUCUUAUGAAACUCAUCUUCAAGAUCACUUACGCAAUAAAAUUGCAAAGAGGACUAAGGAUGGGAGUGUCAAUGAAGACAAAUUAGAAGCAUUUUGGGGCUACAUGUCACAAAAAAUAUACGACUGCCG